Messenger RNA from Symbiodinium sp. CCMP2592, 1971 nucleotides. NCBI's taxonomy places the organism in Eukaryota, Dinophyceae, Suessiales, Symbiodiniaceae. The record is from the annotation of a GenBank genome assembly.
AUGGCGAUCGAUAAGAAAGCGAAGAAAGUGAAGAAGGAAAAGAAGGUUAAAGACAAGACAGCCUCGAAGACAAAGAAAGAACGGGAAGCCAGCCCCAAGCCCGCUGUUCGCAGACUCAAAGCCAAGACGUCACCCCGCACGGCCAAGCGAAAGUCAGCCCUGAAGCCCACAAGUUUCCCGAAGGCAGAAGAGCCUGCUGCUAAGAAAGCAAAGCCUGCGAGCGCGGGCAACAAGCAAAGCACACCCGAGGUCACGAAAGACAGCAAGCCGCCAAAGCCUUCUGCAGCCAGCAAGAAGCCGCAAGCCGAGGGCCAGACAGACAGCAAAAGCAAAGCCGAAGCCCCCACAGGCCCCGUAGGCAGCAAGCAGACCACACCCGAGGUCCCGAAAGACACCAAGGAAAGCAGGAAGAAGGCUAAGCACGCACAGGCCAAGAGGGAGAAGAAAGAGCGGAAGGAAAAGAAGAGAAAAGAGAAAACAAAGGCAGCCGAGCAAUCCUCUGAGGAGGACCAGUCGAAGCCUGGGCCAACUUCGGAGGCCACCGCCAGUGACGCCCCAGCAACACCCAAGAACCUGUUGCCAGACUUUGAGACGCAGGACUGGGUUAUGGGUUGUCAGAUAAACACCGAAGACACCGAGAUCAAUGCAGAGUACUUGGACAACCUGCUUGGGGAGCUCGCGGUGAGCGACGAGGAAGCUACGGAGGAAUCCGGGAAGUCAUCCGAAGAUGAGGCGUCAUCGAGUGCAGUCGUGGCUGCCAGCUCCGACGAUGACGCUGAAGAGGAUGGCUCGGGCCCAGGCGACGAUGAGUCAGACGCCUCCCACAGCAGCGGCGGUUCCUCUUCCUCUUCUGAGGACGAGGAGGAGAGUGAGGGGGAGGAGGAAGACUGUGCUGAUGAAAAGGAUCAGCACGGUGCUGAUGGAGAGAAGGAGCAAGUCUCUGCAGCCCCUGCAGCAGAAAGCUUGGCUGUUGUGGCGGCAGGACCAGUGACGACCCUGCCGGCGGGUGCCAACUUGGCUUUGGUUGCGGCCAACGCGGGAGACGCGACGCAGGCCAAAGCCAACAGUACGACAAACAAGAAGGAGUGGGACACGUUUACCCGCGAGUGCAAAAAUCGCAAGGUGUUUCCGGUUGAGCUGAGCGAGUACUACGAGAAGAACAAGACCGACCUCUUCAACCUGGUGAAAGUUCACGUCGAGCGGGUUCGCGAGAAAAAGAUUACCUCGCGCUCAGGAGCGCAAGGAAUGAAGCAGCACGAAAUCGCAAAGAUUUAUGAUGAGGUCAAAACGCAAAAGUUGUGCGCCAAGCUGAAAGCAGAGGGACGCUUCUACUACGAUCCAGAAUUUCCAGAAGACGAGACCGAAAUCUAUUAUUACCUCAACAGACCCCGAAAAGUGAACGUCGACAACAUCGCAUCCGAGAGAGCCAACAUGACGGCUUCAAUGCAAGUGGAAGAUUCCGAUGUGAUGGCGGAACUCACAGGUCCUGAUGGAGUGUUUGCGGCCGGCGCCAUGCCGGCGGUGAAAGUCGCGACUGUGGCCGGGGAAAAAGCUCUGGUGGACAGCAUAGCAGAAGCACCGACUGCGAAGGGAACCAAAAAGCCGAAGAAGCAAAAGGGUGAAGGUACCGCCGACCCCGUGGAACCGGCCACGGCCAGAGACCAUGCGGAGGAUCUCUCGAAGGAUUUAUUGAAAGCCAUCGGCGAUGCGAGAAAGCUAUCGUUGGCCUUGCAAGGUAUCGAUUACAGCGACAAGCUUGGAAGCGAGCUGAUUUCGUUUGCUGAAACGUGUGAGAAAUCGUACGUCAAGGUGAACAAAGCCCUCCUGAAGAAGAAGGACAAAAAGGAGGGAAAGACUUUCGACGAGUUCAUCGCCUUCGCCAAGGAGAAGUUGGAAUGGUUCCAGGGAGCCGAGGCUGGUGUUGCUGCAAAAUGUAGCACACACAUCGAAAACCCAUACAGCCGAGAAUAA